Molecule: messenger RNA, 2145 nt
Organism: Phlebotomus papatasi
Lineage: Eukaryota; Metazoa; Arthropoda; Insecta; Diptera; Psychodidae
Product: putative glycerol kinase 5
Exons: 4
Coding region: 510-2105 (531 amino acids)
Biological process (GO): triglyceride metabolic process; glycerol metabolic process; glycerol-3-phosphate biosynthetic process
Cellular component (GO): mitochondrion
Molecular function (GO): glycerol kinase activity
Source: RefSeq, a predicted model, not a curated record
ACAAAACAGUCUGGCAGCAUUGAGAAUUUUACGCUACAUCCAAUUUACUCAGCCAGUUAAAUGAAUGGGUGAUAUGUUGGUGUUUUCCUUGUAGCUGUGUGUACUUAUUGUUCUUUCCUCAGUUGCGCCUAAGAUUCGCUGAGUGAAUGUUGUGUUUUAUUUAUUUUUUUUAAAUAAUAAGCAAGAAACAUUAAUUUUUAUUUUAGUGCUGCAAGCUUUCAAGAGACAAAGUGAAAUGUCGUUUUAUCGUUCUCUCUCUUGAGUAUUUUUUUUUUUUGAAAAAAAUUCUUUCGCGUGGUUCAAAGGUUCCCAUUUGUGUGAUAAUGACUGUGAGUGAAAGAUAAAACGUAAUCAGUGUUUUGGAACAAGAGACAAGAGAGUGUUAUACGAGAAGAGUACUUUACAGUCUGAUUAGUAAAAUGAAUUCAAGACUGUGCAUCAAACACGAAGGGAGUUGAAGAAUUUAAUUAUAAUUUGUUCAGUGAGUCUACAAGACACAAUCAAGGACAAUGGGCGAAAAAGAAAAAUUCAUUGGGGCCCUAGAUAUCGGAACUACGACCCUGAGAUGUAUGAUCUUCAAUCAUUCUCUCCAAAUCUGCGGCAUGGCCAGUGAGCAGGUUCAACUAAUUUAUCCCAAAGUUGGAUAUAUCGAAAUAGAACCAAAUGGCUUCUGGACAAGUAUAGUCAAUGUGAUAAAAAAUGCCCUGGAUGGCGCUAAAGUGGCUCCAGAACAACUUGAGUGUUUGGGAAUAACCACUCAGCGAAGUACUUUUAUCACAUGGGACAGAGAAACUGGCAAAUACUUCCACAAUUUUAUCGUGUGGAAUGAUUUGAGGGCUAAAGAAUUGGUGAAAAAAUGGAAUGAGAAUAUUCUCUUAAAAUCCUUCCAGAACAUCACAAGAUUUUUAUAUUUAAUCACGAGGAAUAAACGCUUCCUGGCAGGCAGUGUAAUGAAGUUCAUGAACAGCCAGGUGACUGUACGCUUAGCCUGGAUGAUUCGCCACAAUGAUGAUUUGCGGAAGGCCAUCCAAAAUAAAAGUGCAUUGUUCGGCACCAUUGAUACGUGGCUGCUGCACAAAUUCCAGCAAGGUCUCAAUGGUGCAAAUAAACAGUCAAUUGAUCACAUUACGGAUGUCACCAAUGCCUCUGCCACUGGACUCUAUGACCCCUUUCAGCUCAAUUGGGCUGAAUGGUCAUUCUCCCUGUAUGGCAUUUCUGCUGACAUGAUGCCCAGAGUCGUGGACAAUUCCCAUGACUUUGGCGUGAUAGACAAGUCAGUUUUUGGGAGUGAAAUCAAAAUUGGAUGCUCGAUUGCUGAUCAAUCAGCUUCCAUGUGGGGCUCCUGUUGUUUCCAGAAAGGCGACGUCAAGGUGACUUUGGGCACUGGAAGCUUUAUGAAUUUAAAUACAGGAAGUCUGUGCAAUGCAUCGAUCUAUGGAUUGUAUCCUCUUGUGGCUUGGAGAGUCUUCAAUCAGGAAACAAACUCCAGGGAAGUAGUUUACUGCGUUGAGGGACAAAGCAGUGACACGGGCUCCUUGAUUCGUUGGGGCAUUGACUUUGGACUGUUCACUGAUCCAUCCUGCUCCUCAGAAAUGGCUUAUUCUGUGGAUGAUUCCGAAGAGAUCUUCUUCAUUCCGGCUUUUAGUGGACUCGGGGCUCCAAUGAACGAUGCCAAAGCUGCUACUGGAGUCAUUGGUAUUCGUCCUACUACGACAAAAUCCCACAUCGUGAGAGCCCUGUUGGAGAGUAUUGCGUAUCGUGUGGCUCAAUUGUACAUUUGCACUAUGGAAGAGACUGAUUUCAAGUUCUCCAUCAUCCGUGUUGAUGGAGGCGUGUCCAGGAAUGACUUUGUCUGCCAACUUCUGGCCAAUUUGACUGGUUUGGAGGUAGAGAGGGCAGAUAAUGCUGAGCUCUCUGUGCUAGGAACGGCCUUUCUUGCAGGAUUGAAUGUUGGAGUCUUCAAGAAACGGGAGGAAUUGGUCAGGAAGAGGAUUGUUGAAAGGGUAUUCCAUCCACAACCUGAUCACUUUGAGAGGGCUAAAAGUAAAUUUCAAAGGUGGCAGGAUGCAGUGGAACGCUUUAGGGAUUGGUAUGAUGAGAGCUAGGGGAUCAAAGUGAAUAAAAUUAUUUUUUUGAAAAAUCUAA